This is a messenger RNA of Penicilliopsis zonata CBS 506.65, 918 nucleotides long. RefSeq lists its product as hypothetical. The record is from RefSeq and is a predicted model, not a curated record. Lineage: Eukaryota; Fungi; Ascomycota; Eurotiomycetes; Eurotiales; Aspergillaceae. The transcript is spliced from 2 exons. Gene Ontology annotation, cellular component: Mis6-Sim4 complex; kinetochore. The coding region runs from base 1 to 918 and encodes 305 amino acids.
AUGGAGGAACUCGAUGCAGAGAUCUCCUCUGUGAGAGCAGAAAUCGAAAACCUCCGCAAGCGCAAACGCUUCUUGACAUCCAGCCUGCUCUCCUCCGAACCCAUCCAGACGCGCCUCGCCUCGGCAAAACAAGCAGCAGCAUCAUCUGCUGUAGAAUUGGAUGUCUCCCCCCUCAUCGAGACAGCAGAUGCCCAUGUCUCGGUGAACCACCACCGCAUCGCCUUCUCCACCACGACGUUCCCCUUCCACGACCCCUCCCCGCACGCAGACGACGCGUCCCUGCUCGGCGUGCGGAUCGACAUCUGUCGACGGACCGGCCACUUCACGAAACCAUACUAUAUCCUCCUGAAACGGGAGGGAAAUAAGAAGGACACCACCAACCGUGUGGGAAAACGGAAUCGAGACCCCCCCCGUCUCCGUGUUCACAGACAUACCAUCCCGGCGUUUAUUCCUCUCGACUCCCUCGCAGAGAUAUAUCUCCCAUCCCAAGCAGCGCAUCAUAAAUCCUCCCGCGAGGAUAGUGACGAAGAAGAGCUCAAACCCCCGCAGACAAGGAAACAGGAUCUCCCCGCCUUUGUGCGUGAGAUCCGUCGGGAACUCGUCGCGUGGCAUUUACGACUUGACGCCGUUGAGUUUCUAAAGGAGGAGCUAGCCAAACACACCGAAUCCAUUCCCGCAGAGAGUGAAGGCGAGAGAAUUGUUUCCCUGGCCGCCACGGCGUUGGAGGCUCGGUAUAUCCGUUUGGAAUGGGCGGAUGGGCGCGUCGGCCGGUUCAAGGUCUCGGAUUCGGGACGGGUCGAGCGGGCGGUCGUCAUUGGAGACUCGGGGAGAGAUAAAGCGCUUGAAUAUGCUUUGACCGGGGGGGAUGCCAGGGUGGAGAGUGUUUUAAAUCGGUUGUUGGAUACAGUUGUUAAAUAA